AUGGGCUGUGGGGCGUCGAAAUGGAAGGACCCCGGUGUUGUGCGCCGGGGGAGGCCAAGAAGCGUCGGUGAGGUGGUCGUCUUCCUCCCAGGGCUGAGGGUACCAAGAACCGUAGACUUCUCGCAGUCUCUCGCGGAUCACCUGGACAAGAGCACGGUGGAGAGGCUGUCGGCUCUAAGAGCAACGGUCGUGGCAAUGGCAAUGCAGGAAUCGACCAUGGCCCUCAAGCCGAGGCGAAGGACGACGCGGCACGGAGGGUCUGGCACUGCUAAUCUUCUCCGGGCUUUGGAAGAGUACCUACCAGUUCUGCUAGGACUGGUGAAAGAAAGCAGUGGUCUGAGAAACAAAGUGCAGUUUGUUUGGGCUAACCAAGAGGACGAUGCUGAGGAGACAUCCAUGGCGGAUGCUUGGUAUGAGGUGCUGUCUGUGCUGCACCUUAUGGCCAUGGUGUGCUUCCUGCAGGCCAACUCUCUGCUUCUUCCGAGGUCAUACGGCGACGGCCAUGGGCCGAGGGUGUCUGAAGAGAGCAGGCGAGCCACUGUUGAUGUUUUCUUGAAAGCCGGUGGGUACUUGGAUUGUGCAAUUAAUCAAGUACUUCCGCAGAUACCGCCCGAAAAAAGGUUUAAUUCUUGGUUAUAUCAGUUUAUGAAGCUCAAAGAGCCCAAGUUUAGGAUGACGUCUACUGAAUUCUUUGGUCCUAAUUUCAGAAGGGCACUCCCGGUAGAUCUAGUUGAAGGAAAUCUAAAAGCUCUUAGCUUGCAAGGACUUGGCCAGGGAGUUGAUAUGCAACUUGGAUUGGCAAUUGAUAAUCCAAAGGCCACUUUAGCAGUCAAACGACGUUUAGCUUGCGAGAUGGUCAAAUAUUGGCAGCAGAUUAAGGAUAGCAUACCGGAGCUUCCUUUGUCAGAUGGAUGGGCAAAAAAGCACACACUAUUUGUAAAGUGGAAGUAUGCUGAAGCAAAGGCUGCUGCAUACUACUUCCAUGGGUUGAUUCUUGAUGAGGGAAACACCGAGAAAUCACAGGAGAUGGCAACAUCAUCCCUACAAGCGUCAGAGGAGUUUCUGAAAGAGAGCAAAAGAGCCUCUGAGGUCUUCCAUUCGACUCCUCCGACAUCAAGGAUCUCAACUCCUUUCGGAACAACCAAACAUCUCUUGGACAUGAUCCCACAAGAGACAUUAAGCAAGCUCCAGAAUAACCAGGACCUUAACACCCAAGAAAGAACAUCAAAUACCGGAGUCAGCCGGAUCAUCACACCGCCGCCUCCAUUGCCAGAUUUCCCUUUGGCCCUAAAUCCUGAGGAAUAUGAGCUUCCCCAAUUAGACCCACUGUUGAAGAAGGAAGCUAACCACUAA
Molecule: messenger RNA, 1353 nt
Organism: Triticum turgidum subsp. durum (durum wheat)
Lineage: Eukaryota; Viridiplantae; Streptophyta; Magnoliopsida; Poales; Poaceae
Source: the annotation of a GenBank genome assembly